GUUGGCAUUUAGCCGUUGAAAUUUGAAAUUUGUGAGCAUUUUUAAAUCUCUCGCAAUUCAAAUCCCUAUACCGCGGCCACAUCUCCACUAAAUUCAAAUCCAGUUCACAUCUCCACCCUCCAUUUAAUCUCAGUUCGAAACACAUAACUAGCUUUUUCUAUUUCCAGACAGUAGAGAGAGAGAGAGUGAGAGAGAGUGAUGUUCAAACUCAAAGCCAAGAGAAAAAGAAAGCGAUAAACUUAGAAAGAGCAGAGGAACAUGAGUGUUUGAAUCAAGAUCUACUUGAUUUUCACUUCGGCCAAGAUUUUCUACUAACAUUUCAGGGAUUUUUCAGCUGCGCAUAUUGGUUUUCCACAAACCGAUUUUCUUGGUUUUUGCUCUUUGGUGUAAUUUAGGAUGUUGAGGGAUUUCAAAUUUUUGCGUGGAAAUACUGGGAAGAACGAUGAGGCGGAGAACAUUCCUGUUGGCCGGAAUGAUUUAUUGGUUAGUAGAAUAUCUUCGGAUGCAUCUAGAGCUCCUUUAAACGCUAUACAGGAGCCCACUUCAUAUACCAAGCAAGAACAAGAAAUGGGCAGUGGUCGGAGCAAGGUCGAUAAGACUCCGAGUAAGGUCAAAACCAGAGUUGCAGAUCCAGCAUUGCCUCUUCGGACGCCCGACAAGUAUGGAGGUGGGAUUUCAGCUAGGCAACGAUUCGGGUGGGCGGCGCAGAAGAACGAGCUUGGAGCUACUGCCGGUGAUUUGCGUGACGAUGUACAAGUCCGGGGAGCUGGAGUUAGUAAUGGAGGUUUUGCGAACAUGACGCCUCGAACUACAACGAGAACAGUUGGGAGAGCUGGUUCGAAUUUUUCAGAGACCAAUUCCACGCAGAGCACGCCUACUAAAAGCGUUUCUAAACCUCCGGGUUCUAGUCUCCGGAGCAAGGUGGAUGGAACUGGUGGUGCCCGAACCGCAAAUUUUGCUCCAUUGUACAAAGGCACGCCUAUUCCUUCUGGUUCGUGUACAGUGGUUAAUACAGUCGAAGUUCCUCACUUCGAUUUGAAGGAAAAUCCAUCGUUCUGGAUGGAGCACAAUGUACAGGUGGUUAUUCGUGUUCGUCCUCUUAAUAGCAUGGAGCGAAGCACAAACGGAUACAGUAGGUGCUUGAAGCAAGAAAGCUUUAACACCAUUUCUUGGAUUGGCCAUCCAGAAACUAGGUUCACAUUUGACCAUGUAGCAUGUGAAACAGUAGACCAGGAAAUGCUUUUCAGGAUGGCCUGUCUUCCCAUGGUGGAGAACUGCCUGUCAGGGUACAAUAGCUGUAUGUUUGCAUAUGGACAGACGGGAAGUGGAAAAACAUAUACAAUGCUUGGGGAUAUUGAAAACUUGGAAGUCAAGCCCAGUCCACAUCGGGGAAUGACACCACGCAUAUUUGAAUUUUUGUUUGCUAGGAUCCAAGCUGAAGAGGAAAGCAGGAGGGAUGAGAAAUUAACAUACAAUUGCAAGUGUUCUUUCUUAGAGAUUUACAAUGAACAGAUCACAGAUCUCCUUGAUCCCUCAUGUACUAAUUUGCUUCUGCGUGAGGAUGUUAAAAAGGGUGUAUAUGUAGAAAAUCUCUCUGAAUUUGAAGUUCGGACUGUGAGCGACAUCGUAAAUCUUCUAAUUCAGGGUUCUUCAAAUAGAAAAGUUGCAUCUACAAAUAUGAACAGAGAGAGCAGUCGUUCACAUAGUGUAUUUACUUGUGUGAUUGAAAGUAGAUGGGAAAAUGAUUCCACGACCAACUUAAGGUUUGCUAGACUAAACUUGGUUGAUCUGGCUGGAUCAGAAAGGCAGAAAACUUCUGGUGCUGAGGGUGAGCGUUUAAAAGAAGCUGCUAACAUUAACAAAUCUUUGUCUACAUUAGGUCAUGUAAUAAUGGUUCUAGUGGAUGUGGCGCAAGGGAAGCCAAGACAUAUUCCUUAUAGGGACUCGAGGCUUACCUUCCUCCUACAGGACUCACUCGGUGGGAACUCAAAGACUAUGAUUAUUGCAAAUGUCAGCCCUUCUAUCUGCUCUCAAGCUGAAACUUUAAACACUCUUAAGUUUGCCCAGAGAGCAAAAAUGAUCCAGAAUAAUGCCGUAGUGAAUGAAGAUUCUUCAGGAGAUGUCACCACUCUGCAACACCAAAUACGACUUCUAAAGGAGGAGCUUUCUAUUCUUAGACGUCAGAAUGUAUCGAGAUCCUUAUCCUUUGGUCUUCCCACUGUUGAAGAUACGAGAGCAAGACAAGAGCAGGAAAGUGGUUUUCCAGGACAUGUGUGUGACAUGGAUGUAGAAGAUGACGAUUUGCUGAAAACUGAAUCCAAAGGCACUGUGAGAAUGUCUACUAAACAGCUGAAAUGUUUGGAGACAACUCUUGCUGGUGCCUUACGAAGGGAGCAGAUGGCAGAAACUUGCAUUAAGCAACUUGAGGCUGAAAUAGAGCAAUUAAAUCGUUUGGCACGUCAAAGAGAAGAAGACACCAGAUGUACUAAGAUGAUGCUCAGGUUUCGAGAAGACAAAAUCAGAAGACAGGAGGCACUUGUUAAUGGUUCUAUUCCUGCUGAGAUUUAUUUGCAAGAAGAGACAAGAGCUCUAUCUGAAGAGAUUCAACUACUUCAAGCUAAGCUAGAUAAGAAUCCAGAAGUAACUCGAUUUGCUUUGGAAAAUAUAAGACUUUUAGACCAGCUUAGAAGAUUUCAAGAAUUCUACGAAGAAGGAGAGAGAGAAAUACUCUUGUCUGAAGUAUCCAAAUUGCGAGAUCAGCUACUUCAAUUUCUUGACGGAAACUCCAUACAUCAUAGUUAUCAAAAUUUUAUAACAGAACCUGAGGAAGCCAUUUACAUGAACAAGAAGAAUGAUUCUCUUACUCAAGAGUUGGAGAAAACUGUUAAUGAACUUGAGGAAUGCCGGCGCAACUUAAAAGCUUGUUUGGAUGAAAAUGCAAAACUCAGUAGGGAGCUAGAAGAUGCACAAUCAAUGUUGAUCAAUGUUAAGCCUAAGCCUUCUAAUCAAGUAGAUAGUGUUAAGACCACAGAGGAUUCACAAGAUUUAGGAUCUCUCAAACUUAAUAGUGCUGUUCAAAAUCAAAUCGAGGAGAUGGAGGCAAAGCAUGAAUCCAUUAUGACUAAGAAUGCAGAAGAAAUUGUUAACUUGCAAUUGGAAUUGGAUAUACUAAAGAUCAUUUUCAAAGAAGUUUCAGAGCAAAGAGUAACAUGCUUAAACAAAGAACUUGAGCGUGCAAAAGAAGAUUUAUUUUUGACGAUCAAACAUCAUGAAGACACAAAGACAGAACUGAUGGAAGCUAAGUCUGUUAUUGAGGCUAUGGAGUCUCAGCAGAUUUUGUCUAUCAACGAAAUGGAAGACCUAAGAAACACUAACAGCCGUUAUAUGCAGCUUUUGAGUAAAUAUGAAGUUGAAAUUAUGGCUCUUCAAGAGCAUCUUGCUUUGAAGGAGCUAAAGGAUGUCUCACCUACAAACUGCUCCAAGAAUGAUACUUCUUUGUUGCAGGAAAAGGUGACGAGAAUGCAAUGUUCCCUUGAAAAGGCCAAGAGACUGAACACAUGGUACCAAAAUGAUCGUGAAUUUCAUGUCUCUAAUGAUGAAGAAAUGGAUCAGGUUCGCUCACAGGUAGAAGCUGAAACUGCUGAGGUGAUUGUGUGCAUGCAGGAAGAGUUGGCCAUACUUCAGCAGCAAGUCCAGGAUAGUCAUUUGAAAGAAGUAGAGAUGAGAAGGAAUUUAAUGCUUUCAGAAACUGAAUUAAAGGAGGUUGAUGAAAAAGUGAAUCUCCUGAUCAGAGAUAAUGGGAGUUUAAAUGCAAAGCUAAAGGAGAAAGAUGCAGAACUUAGAAGUUUAUCUGAAGAAUGGUCUUUGUUGACUACUGAGAUAGAAGCAAUUCUUUCAGAUGGGUGUGAGUUACUCAUUGAUGCUUCUGAUCAACUUGAACAUAUAUCUAAUUCUUUUCCUCAGAAAAGGAUUUGGAUAUCAGAACAUGUUGGUAGGAUGGUAAGAACCAUAUCUGAAAAAGAAUUAUUGAUUGAAGAAUUGAGAAGAUGUUUAGAGGAUGCAAACAACAAACAAAGUGACGUAGAGAGUAUGCUAAAGUCACUGAGAGGAGCAGCGAUGGUUAUCACUGAAGCUCACCAGCGCGAGUUCAGUGAAAAAGAGAAAGACAUCCUGGCCUUGACAUCACUGCUGAGUGUAAAAGCAUCGACCAUAGAUAAGCUGGAAAAUAGACUGAAAUUACAGGAAGAUGAGCUAAAAAAAGCAUCAGUUUGUGCAACAGUUGCUUUUGUCAUUGUCAACAGAUUAGAAGAAGUGAAUCAUCACAACCUUGAUGAAUUACAGCAUAAGAAUAUCCAACUUACUAGAUCAGAAGAAACUAACAUGAGGAUGGAUGCCCUCCUCUGUGAACAGGCUGUUGUGGUUGAAGAAGCAGAAAAACAGAUCAUGUCUUUGAAAGCAGAGCUUGUAAACUUGAAGGAAAUUUCAUCUGAUCUAAAGCAAAAGCUUUCUGAUGAGCAAAAACGUAACUAUUCUAUGACAGAAAAACUUAAAGAUGUUGAAGAGAAUAAUAUAUUAGUUGCAAAGGAAAAACUGGCUGAGCUAAAAUAUGGUGUUUCCUCACUCAAGUCAUGCAUGGGCACCCAUGUGGAGCAGUAUACAAGUCUUCAAAGGAAUAGUCCACAGGAAGAUCGUACAUCUUUCGAUGGAGAAGGUGCAGGCUGGAUAGAUAAUGAAAUAUAUCAAGAUGAUGAAGUUGACUACGAAAUCGUUGAGGACUCAGGAACCGACAUCUCCAAGUCUUCUCCUGACUUAGGGAAGAAGGUAUGUUUUCAUUCAUGUGAUCAGGAUAAGUUCAAGUCUUUCCCUUGUGAGGAAAAAUGUGAUAGGGACACUACUAUUAUUCUUCUGAGAAGGGAAAUGGAAUAUGCCCUUCAAAGUUUACAAGAGGUGCAGGUUGAGAUGGAAAAGCUACGUAGAGAGAAUAAAGACAUACUGAAGUCUGAGCAAUAUAGUCGCAAAAGCAUGACAUGUUUUACAAACCAAAUAAGAAAUCUACAAACAACUUUGACUGACUUUGAAGUUCAAUCCAAACUGAAGAUGGAAGUUUUGAAUCAACGGCUAGAGGCAUCUGAACAGAAUGUGGUGGAAGCUGGCUCGCAUUUGUAUGAAACUAGAGAGUUGCUUGAAUUAGAAGUUGAUGAUGCAAAAUUGGUUGCUGCUCAGAAAGCUGCUGAAGUUGCUUGCAUUCUCUCUAAAUUUGAAGAAGCGCAAGAUACAAUGAAGGAAGCAGAUAUUAUGAUUAAUGGGCUGAUGAUAGCAAAUGAGACCAUGAAGCUUGAAGUAAAAAAAUUGCACAAAAUAAAUUGCAGGCUGACAAAAGAUAAAGAUAUAUUAGCUAAUGAAGUUCAGAGCUUGCAGUCCAUUAACAUCAUCAAAAGUCAGCAAUGUGAACAACUUAGGUCUGAUUUAUCGGAGACAAACGCAUUGGUUGUAGAACUGGAGGGUAUGAUUGUGGAGGUCCGGGCUUCUUUCAAAGAAAAUUUCUUGCUUCUAUCCUCGGACUUCGGUACUCUGAAGAGUCUACUAUUUGACACUUCAAAGCUAGUGAAGACAUGGCUUGAUGAAAUUUGGUCUGAGAUAAUUGGGAGGGAUUGUGCGGUGUCAGUCCUUCACCUUUGCCACAUGGGAAUUCUAUUGGAAACAGUGACGGGGCUAAAUGCUGAGAAUGGGCUGCUUCAACAUGGCAUGUGUGAAUCAAAUGCUGUUAUUGCUGAUUUGAAAGAGCACAAUAGCAAGUCAAUAAAAGAGCUUGAGAUGUGUAGGGUGAUGAAGGGAAAAUUAUUGUGUGACAUCAAAAAUGGUUUCAAUCGCAUUUCCAAAACAGAGGAUGAAAAUAAAGAGCUUAGUGCCAAGCUAACCUCUUUCGAUGAGAAGAUAUCAGAGUUGCAGCUACAAGAGGAGUUGAUAGUGCAGAGGUCUAACUACAUAGGAUCUCAGCUUGUUAUGUUGAUGGCGGAGUUGGACUUAAGUAACAAAAAUUUGGCAGCAUCACUUUUGGAUCAAGAGAAAUUAUUGCAAGACAAAGAGGAGGUCUUCAAAUCACAAUCUGAGUCUUUUAUGAUGGAGUGGUGCGUGAAAGAAUUCGAGUCACUUAUAUUGGCAUCACAAUUAGAGGAAAUGGCUCUUCGUAAAGCUAAUGCAGAAAGAGAGCAUAGCCAGUGCUGUACAAUUCUUGAAGAUUUAAAGAGAGAAAUUAUUCUCUUCAAGGUAGAUGCAGAACUGAAAGAUCAGCUCUUGAGAGAUAAGGAAGUUGAGGUUGCUUGUCAAUUCUCUGUCCUUGAUCAGCAAAAGCAGAAAAUGGAGGAGGAGCUACUACUGCUGGAAUCUUCUUCACAUGAACUGAAGACUGAUUUCAGAAAGAAGGAAGCUGAGCUAACUAGAAUGAUCAGCUUUGAGAAAGAAAAUGAGGUGCUGAAAAUUGAGAUUGAGAAAUUGAAUGCUGAGAAAAGCUUAGUUCUUCACAAUCUUGAAGAGAAGAAUUCUGAUGUUGAAUCAUAUUUAGGGCAAGUUGAUGUCUUUGAGAAAGAAAAUCACAGGUUACGAGAUGAAAUUUUAAUUUUGGAGACUCGUGUUGCCAAUCUGGAGACAGAUUUCCAGCUGAAAACUGAUGAACUUCAUGAACUCCAACUAUCUCAUUAUUCUAUGACAGAAGAAAAUGUUCUUUUGGAAGAAGAGCUUGUGUCUUCCAAGAGAAACAAGCAUGAACUUCUCACCAUGGCCAGCUCUAACAUCAAGAAAUGUGUUGAUUUGAUGGAUAGCAGGUUAAAUGUUCUGAACGAAGGAGGCUUUGUGAACUUGGAUAAAAUGCUUAAAGAAAUAUGUGAAACUGCAGAGAAGACAAAUGAGUUUAUGGAGCAGAUUGAGUACCUAAAGGGCCAAUGCAAAGAGCUGGAAUUCGAAAAUAAAUCUCUUCAAACAGAGCUACUAAGGAAGGAUGAUGUUCUCAAAGGCUUGUUAUUUGAUCUGAGCUUGUUGCAGGAAUCUGCAUCCAAUACCAAGGAUCAAAAAGAUGAAAUGAAGGAACUAGUGGCAUCACUUGAGGCUUUAGAAGAUGAGCUUUUGGUGAAAUCAAUUGAGCUCGAUGAGGCCAUGGCUUCAAAAGAAAUGCUUGAAGCUCAGUUGCACGAGAAAACAGAUAGAAUCAACACUCUUGAGUUGAGUAUCUCAAGAGAUUGUGAGUCUCGAGAUGUUCUUCGCAGUGAAAAUUUGGAACUGAAGGCUCAGCUAGAAGAUGCUUUUACUGCUAAACGUUAUGCCGAGGAGGAUUUGACUGAGACAAAGAAGGUAAAUGAGAGCUUAGAAAUGGAGCUCAUGGAAAUGGGUAAUGCUAUUGACUGCUUGAAUGAUUCGGUAGAAUCUCUGAGAAGUAAUCUAGGUGAACUUGAGAGCGAGAGGGAUCAACUACAGCUAGAAAUGCUUGGUUUGAAAAACAAGCUUGAAGCAGAACAGGCACGGGCUGAAGAGCAAGAAGCAAUUGCAAAGGAAGCACAACAGAUAGCCGAAUCUAAGAACAUCUAUGUUGACGAAAAAGAGGCAGAAGUGAAGCUAUAUGAAAGGUCUAUUGAAGAGCUAGAGUAUACUAUAAAUGUACUGGAAAACAAGGUUGCUAUUGUUAAGGAAGAAGCUGAAAGACAGCGGUUGCAGAGAGAAGAGCUGGAAUUGGAACUUCAUGCAGUAAAACAACAAACACGAAAUGUUGAAAAUGCUGAUGCUGACAUGAGAAGUUACUUACAUGAAAAAGAGAAAAGUCUUCAAGAAGCAGUUGCGCAAAUACAGAUUCUUGAGAAGGAUAUAGUUGAGAAGGACUCAGAGAUUGCCCAAUUCAAGGCCCAUAUCUCUGAGCUAAACUUGCAUGCUGAAGCACAGGCUAGUGAGUACAAACAAAAGUUCAAAGCGUUGGAAGCCAUGGCUGAACAAGUCAGACCCGAAGGUAGCAGCUUUCUUCAUGCCCUGACUUCUUCACCGAAAAAGGCUGAGAAGUUUGUUGCAAAGCCGAGGGGAUCUGGUUCUCCUUUUAAAUGCAUUGGCUUAGGCAUGGUGCAACAAAUAAAAUCAGAGAGGGAUGAGGAUCUUACUGCGGCAAGGCUGCGAAUUGAAGAGCUUGAAUCCCUUGUGGCAAGCCGUCAAAAAGAGAUAUUUACUCUAAACACCAAAUUGGCAGCUGCUGAAAGUAUGACCCACGAUGUGAUUCGGGACUUACUGGGAGUCAAGUUGGACAUGACUACUUACGUGUCACUACUAGACAAUCAGCAAGUUCAGAAAAUUACUGAGAAGGCUCGAUUUCAUGAUAUAGAAUCCCAAGAUGUAGAUCAGGAGGUUGUUAAGCUGAAAAAACAGCUAACUGAAUUCAUCAAAGAGAGACAAGGAUGGCUAGAGGAGAUUGAUCGAAAACAGGCUGAAGUAGUAGCUGCACAAGUUGCCUUAGAGAAGCUUCGACAGCGUGAUCAAUUACUUAAAGCUGAGAAUGAGAUGUUAAAGAUGGAGAAUGUAAAUCACAAGAAGAAAGUGAUGGAACUUGAAGGAGAAAUAAAUAAAUUGUCUGGCCAGCAAAACCUCCAUCAACGAAUUCAUCAUCAUACUAAAAUCAAGGAAGAAAACAACACGCUCAAGACUCAGAAUGCUGACCUUAGCACCAAGCUGAGGCGGACAGAAGUCCUUCUUUCUCGUGUGAAGGAUGAGCUUGCUUGCUUCCGUGCAUCCAAUGGGAGGAAUCCAUACAUAGAUUUUGAUGAAGAGAAACGGUUGAGUUCAAAAUUAAAGGAAACAGAGGAGGAAAAACUGCAAUUAGCACAUAAGUUAUUGGCUCUGUGUACCAGUAUCUUAAAGGCAGCUGGAAUUACAAAGCCUGUAAAUGAGAUUAACCCUUCUCUUGCUGAAGAAGUUCUUGAGCAGUUAAAGAAUAAAAUUGCCUCUAUGGAUAGAGAAGUGCAAGAUUUGAAAUACAAGGUCCCUAAUAUGUUAAUAUCUUCCAUACAUAUUAGAUAUAAAUAUAUAGUUCAUCAGAAAAUGACAGCUGUUUGUUGUGAUUUGCAGAGUAAGAUUACAUGUGAAAGAGCUCGAUUGUGUGAGCUCUUGCCACAAUCUUCACCAAUUAAUUCUAGAGCAGACGAGGAGAAACGUCCAACCCCCAAAAAGGUGUCCCAUGCUCCAUACUUUAAUUCUGAUAUAGAUCGUUGAAUUGUAAACAAAUGGUGUGUAACUGUGUAUAGUUAACUAUCUGCUAACAUGUAUAAUCGACAAUUUUUUUGUCCAACAUAUUUGAAGGGCAAAAUUUAUAUUUGUUCUCUUUAUUUUGUACUGUAAAUAUUUCAAUUACGUGUGUUAAAUUAAUAAAGAAUUUAACUUAUUCUCCCUA
Molecule: messenger RNA, 9415 nt
Organism: Cannabis sativa
Lineage: Eukaryota; Viridiplantae; Streptophyta; Magnoliopsida; Rosales; Cannabaceae
Product: kinesin-like protein KIN-12D
Exons: 36
Coding region: 397-9237 (2946 amino acids)
Biological process (GO): microtubule-based movement
Molecular function (GO): ATP binding; microtubule binding; microtubule motor activity
Source: RefSeq, a predicted model, not a curated record